UUAGAGUUAAGCAAGGUUUGCCAAACCAGAGGGUCGAUCCCUUCUUUUUCGAGAAACCACUCUCUCUCUCUUUCUUAAUUCACUUUCUCUCUCUAAAAUGGCGGCUGCUUCUAGAAGAUCAAGCGGGCCAGUCCUCCGAACACUCUCGCCGGCGGGAAGGUUUCGCAAUUCCCGGCCAUCGCCGGCGACCACCGCCUUCGCGUCCUCAACUUCAACCUUCUCCGCACGCUCCACCGCUUUCUUCCAGAACCGUUCCAGCUCUCCCACACGUGACAAUCUAUACGGUUCUUCUUCCGGUUCGGUUCCCUCCGUCCGGUUCGGUUCAAUUACCCCGAACUCUUCCAUCUCCGUCGCGGGUGCCGGCAGGCAUAGCCACCACCAGAAGCGGACCUGCAUGUGCUCGCCGACGUCGCAUCCCGGUUCGUUCCGGUGCAGCCUUCACAAGAGCUUCGGCUCGCGCUCGGCAGUGGCGGCGGCGUCGCCUAACCGGCUGAACGCGCGGCGGUCGGCGAUGACGAACUCGCUCGUGAGAAUCCGCGGCGUCGAAGGCGAAUUGGUGAAGCGAGCCUUGGCGGCGCUGAUCCGGCCGUCGUCGCACCAACAGCGCCGCCGCGGCGAUUUUCGGCCGCGGCCGAGCAGACUCUCUAUCAUGUUCACAGCAAAAGAUUAAGAAAACUUGUGAAUAAUUCUGUGAAUCACCGGAAGCUUAAUCGCGCCGAGAAGAAACCGCAGUAGACGGCGGCGAUUCGGUAGAAACGGUUUGAGAUUUUGAACGGAUUAGCUUUUUCUGUUACUUCUAGAUCCGAUAUCCGAUCGAAGAUUAUGGAUAUGCAUCGUUCUUUGUGUGUACAUAAUUUAGAAUUUAAAAAUAUAAAAUAGAAGGCAAGUGAAAUAUUAGUCAGUGGCUACCAUUGAUGGCGAUGCUUGCAACUUCUGCUCGUAAUUUUAUCUAAACAGAUUUGCUUAAAAUCAUUACUCCAAAAUCAAAGUAGUUAAACACUUAUUAAAUUUUGUUUAACUAGUGCUCACUCUAAAUUCAAAGUAUAGUUUCAGUCGAAAAUCC
This is a messenger RNA of Glycine soja, 1063 nucleotides long. RefSeq lists its product as uncharacterized. The transcript has a single exon. Bases 98 to 670 code for a protein of 190 amino acids. The record is from RefSeq and is a predicted model, not a curated record. NCBI's taxonomy places the organism in Eukaryota, Viridiplantae, Streptophyta, Magnoliopsida, Fabales, Fabaceae.